AUGCCGCAGAACGAGUACGUAGAGAGACAUCAGAAGUUGUAUGGUAGGAGAUUGGAUUAUGAAGAGCGUAAACGCAAGCGAGAAGCUCGUGAGCCGCACAAGCGGGCUGAAAGAGCGCGAACACUUCGUGGUAUCAAGGCCAAGAUCUUCAACAAGGAACGUCGCAAUGAGAAGAUACAGAUGAAGAAGAAGAUCAAGGCGCAUGAAGAGAAGAAAGUUAAAGAGCAAUCUGAAAAUGCUCCUGAGGGAGCCUUGCCCGUAUAUCUUUUGGACCGUGAUGUCCAACAGCGCUCCAAAGUUCUGUCUAAUAUGAUAAAACAAAAGCGAAAGGAAAAAGCUGGCAAGUGGGACGUACCCAUACCAAAAGUCAAAGCUCAAUCUGAGUCAGAAGUUUUCAAAAUCGUCAAGAGUGGAAAAACCCGUAGAAAGGCUUGGAAGAGAAUGGUGACCAAGGUCACUUAUGUUGGAGAAAAUUUCACCAGAAAGCCACCCAAGUUUGAGAGAUUCAUCAGACCCAUGGCACUCAGGUUCCGCAAAGCUCAUGUCACGCAUCCAGAAUUAAAGGCUACUUUCCAUUUACCGAUCAUCGGCGUCAAGAGGAACCCCAGUUCUGUUAUGUACACGACACUCGGUGUCAUUACCAAGGGAACAAUCAUCGAAGUCAAUAUUUCAGAGCUUGGAUUGGUCACCCAGACUGGUAAAGUCGUCUGGGGAAAGUAUGCGCAAGUUACAAACAACCCGGAAAACGAUGGAUGUAUUAAUGCUGUUUUACUAGUUGACGAGAAUGGAAAAAUCCAUCGUCUGAGACGUGAGUGUCCGUCUGAGCAAUGCGGUGCUGGUGUUUUCAUGGCUGCCAUGGAAGACCGUCAUUACUGUGGAAAAUGCGGUUACACACUGGUGUUCAACAAACCUGAAGACAAGUAA
Cotesia congregata is the source of this 924-nucleotide messenger RNA. The record is from the annotation of a GenBank genome assembly. Lineage: Eukaryota; Metazoa; Arthropoda; Insecta; Hymenoptera; Braconidae.